AUGUCUACAUACGUUAUUUCAGGCGUUGCCCGCGGCAUUGGUUUCGAGUUCGUACGCCAGCUGUCUGCUAAUCCAGCCAACACCGUAUUCGGGCUCGUUCGCGACAAAGGAGCAGCAGACAAGAAAUAUCAAGCUGAGGGGCUCAGCCGCAAGAAUAUUCACAUCUUGCAGGCGGAUGUCACCGACUACGAUGCUCUGAAGGCAACAUCCGAGUACGUUUCCGGCGUCACCGGGGGAAAAUUGGAUUACAUUAUCGCAAACCACGGUGCAGUAUCCGACUUAUCUGCUUUCGAUAAUUUAAGCAACCUUGCCAAAGAUCCGGUUAGCUUAGAGCAAGACUUGAUGGAAAGUAUCAAGAUCAACGUUCUGGGCACGAUCAGCAUGUUUAAUCUGUUCAUGCCCCUUGUGUUGAAAGGGAAUGGGAAGAAAGCGAUAGCAAUCAGCACAGGCAUGGCUGAUGUUGAUCUUGUUGCCAAGUACGACGUGCAAGUCAGCCCAACCUACGCCAUCAGCAAAGCAGCGCUCAACAUGGCCGUGGCAAAACUCAGUGCGGUGUUACGGGAACAGGGAAUCCUCCUCAUGACUAUUUCUCCAGGCUUCGUUGACACCGGGAACUACAACCGCUCACUGACACCAGAGCAGCAGAAAAGCGUGGAGGGAAUGGUGAAAGGCUUCGCAAGAUAUGCACCUCACUUCAAAGGCGCAAUCACUCCUGAAGAGUCCGUCCGCUUAACGUUGUCUGUACUCGAGAGGUCUAGCAUCGAGGCCGGAGAUGCAGGCUCUUGGGUCUCUCACUAUGGAAACAAGCAAUGGCUCUGA
Molecule: messenger RNA, 819 nt
Organism: Neoarthrinium moseri
Lineage: Eukaryota; Fungi; Ascomycota; Sordariomycetes; Amphisphaeriales; Apiosporaceae
Exons: 5
Coding region: 1-819 (272 amino acids)
Molecular function (GO): oxidoreductase activity, acting on the CH-OH group of donors, NAD or NADP as acceptor
Source: RefSeq, a predicted model, not a curated record